CAUGAAAAGGCCACAAAGUGACCGCCACUGACAGGGAGUCUUAACUAGAGAAGGAAACGGGACCAAACUGGCGGGCUCGGUGAAAGCGCGGCCGGCAGCGUCCCGGACGAGGAGCUACCUGAAAACGUUUGCUCCUAUGCAUAAAAAUGUCUUUGGUGGACCUGGGGAAGAGAUUGCUAGAAGCAGCAAGAAAAGGCCAAGAUGACGAAGUGAGAACACUGAUGGCAAACGGUGCUCCAUUCACCACAGACUGGCUUGGAACAUCACCCCUCCACCUUGCAGCCCAGUAUGGUCAUUAUUCCACAGCAGAAGUGCUGCUUCGAGCAGGUGUUAGCAGGGAUGCCCGGACCAAAGUGGACAGGACCCCCUUGCACAUGGCUGCAGCUGAUGGACAUGCUCACGUCGUGGAGCUCCUCGUUAGGAAUGGGGCAGAUGUGAAUGCCAAGGACAUGCUGAAGAUGACAGCUUUGCAUUGGGCCACAGAGCACCACCAUCGAGAUGUUGUGGAGUUACUUAUCAAAUACGGAGCUGAUGUGCAUGCUUUCAGCAAAUUUGAUAAAUCUGCCUUUGAUAUAGCCCUAGAAAAAAACAACGCCGAGAUUUUGGUCAUCCUCCAGGAAGCAAUGCAGAAUCAGGUGAAUGCUAACCCCGACAGAGCCAACCCUAUGACGAACUCCAUGACCAUGGCUGCUCCAUUCAUCUUCACGUCAGGAGACAUGGUUAACCUUGCCAGCCUUGUUUCUUCAACCAACACCAAAACCACCUCAGCCAAUUCAGAGGAAAUCAUAGAAGAAAAUGCUGUUGACUCAUCAAUUCAGCAAGUGGUGGGGAGUGGAGGCCAAAGGGUCAUCACCAUAGUGACUGAUGGAGUCCCUCUGGGUAAUAUCCAGACUGCAAUCCCUACUGGCGGUCUUGGCCAGCCAUUUAUUGUAACUAUGCAGGAUGGACAGCAAGUUCUAACUGUACCUGCUGCUGGUCAGGUUGCAGAAGAGACUAUAAUUAAAGAGGAAGAAACAGAGAAGUUGCCAGCAACAAAGAAACCAAGGAUAGAAGAGAUAAUAAACAGUGUGGAGGAAAACAAGGAAGGCAGCGAGAAAGAGCUUUUGCAGCAGCAACUCCAGGAGGCCAAUCGAAGAGCCCAGGAAUACCGACACCAGCUCCUAAAGAAAGAGCAGGAGGCAGAACAGUACCGUCGUAAACUGGAGGCCAUGGCUCGACAACAGCCCAAUGGAAUUGAUUUCACUAUGGUGGAAGAAGUAGCCGAGGUGGAUGCUGAAGUCAUCACCGAGAGUGAGGCGGGAUUGAGAGAGCCAGCAGUGACUGGGUCAGCAGGGACCAGAGAGCCUCCUACUGGAGUAUCCCUGGAAGCCGUUUCAUCGUAACAUACAAGGGCCGCAGCUUACACUGUGUUCAUCUUAUUCUCUUUUAAAAAGAAAAAAACAGAUGACAAACAUUGUAUAAAAAGUAAGAAUGUCCUUAAGAAGAAAAUAUAGCAGGGUACAAUUCUUGGGCUCAGGAAGGCUCUCUAUGCAACUGGAAAAUUCAAAGCCUUAGGAAAUACUUCUUCUGAGUGGCCGAAAGAAUAAGGACCAAAUUUAUCAGCUCACAUCAUUGCUUUAAGCUUAGAGGUUAAAGAAUGCCAGAUGUUGGGACCAGCAGAUGGCAUAGUGGUUAUGUCACUGGACUCCUACAUGGCCAAAUGCUGUUCGGGUCUUGGACCCGGUGACUUCAAAAUCACACCGGCUU
Molecule: messenger RNA, 1746 nt
Organism: Tupaia belangeri chinensis (Chinese tree shrew)
Lineage: Eukaryota; Metazoa; Chordata; Mammalia; Scandentia; Tupaiidae
Gene: GABPB2
Product: GA binding protein transcription factor subunit beta 2
Exons: 8
Coding region: 147-1382 (411 amino acids)
Biological process (GO): positive regulation of transcription by RNA polymerase II
Cellular component (GO): nucleus
Molecular function (GO): transcription cis-regulatory region binding; protein binding
Source: RefSeq, a predicted model, not a curated record